AUGCUCUCUACUGAUAUUGGCGGAUCUGCAGCUCCGGCGCCGGCCCUUCUCCCGUCUGACCGUCCGCCGGACACUUCUAGCCCGCCGGCGGCUAAUGACUCUACCGUUUUGGCUUUUAACACGAUUCAGGAUAAUAGUUCGUCGAAUAUGGCUAUUGAUUCUUCUCUUUUGAACCUGCAGGAACAGGAGAUCCACACGACGGCGACGGUGCCGCUAUCGGGACAAACAUCAGGUCUGGCCCCCGGGAUGGCUCUGUCGUAUGCUAAAGCAGCCAUGGGGGGGUCGCAGCCGACGGCAACCCCGAGUCAGGCGUUUCAGUGGACUCCGGUGGGUGAGCACGACCUUGUGACAGGUGAUCGGAACGGGGAACCGGCCCUAACAGUUUCAGCUGAAUUCAAAGCAAAGAUUUGUGCACCGUGGCAAAGGACGCUCGUGAUUCGCCUUCUUGGGUUGCGGAUUGGAUUUAUCACUUUGUGCAAUCGCCUGAAGAGUCUAUGGCGGCCGGUUGGAGCUAUGGAGGUUAAGGACCUGGAUCAUGAUUGUUUCUUAGUCAAAUUGGAUAACGAACAGGACUACUUCCGGGCUCUGACCGAUGGUCCGUGGGUGAUUUACGACCAUUAUUUGGUCGUUCAGCAAUGGACGCCGAAGUUUAAAGCUUCGGACCCGCUUCCGAAGACCAUGAUCGUUUGGGUUCAGCUCCCGGCUCUGAAAAUCCACUUCUACCAUAAGGAGGUUCUCACUACUUUGGGCAAUCUAAUCGGUCGGACUAUCAAGCUGGAUUAUCAUACUCUCACGCAGCAACGAGCUAAGUUUGCUCGCAUAGCGGUGGAGGUGGACAUUUCGAGGCCUCUAGUUCCGAGAAUCUGGCUAGAUGAUGAGUGGCAGAAGGUCGAGUACGAAAAUCUGCCGGAGGUGUGCUUCAAGUGCGGGAAGAUUGGACAUCGCUCCGGUUCCUGCCCGAGGAAUUCUAUCGGAGCCUCAUCGGCUCUGGUGGAGGCCGCCGGCGAUCUGUCGUUGACCAGACCCCGUCCCCGCCGGAGGAACCCAACCAGGGGUUCGGGCCGUGGAUGCUAG
Messenger RNA from Linum trigynum, 1074 nucleotides. The record is from the annotation of a GenBank genome assembly. NCBI's taxonomy places the organism in Eukaryota, Viridiplantae, Streptophyta, Magnoliopsida, Malpighiales, Linaceae.